AUGACCACACUGAGAAAAAAGCCAUUCUUUGGGCUUACCGGGGGAUGGCUCACUUUCUGGAUAACGGUUGCUUGUGCAACAGACAUGUCCUUGUUCGGCUACGACCAGGGGGUCUUCAGUGGUGUGGUAAUAACCCGGGACUUUCUCGAAGUCCACGAUCUCGUCGGACCUACGAAAACCAAUACUCUUUCCACCGUGACCGCCAUCUACGACAUUGGCUGUUUCAUUGGUGCUAUUGUUGCCUUUACCGUUGGAGAAAGAUUAGGGCGAAAGAAAUCCAUUAUAUUGGGGACAUUGAUAAUGGCUGUGGGCACCAUUCUGCAGGCAAGCUCGUUCAGUUUGGCACAGAUGUUUGUUGGGCGAAUCGUGCUAGGCGUCGGCAACGGAGUUAACACAGCCACUGCCCCAAUUUGGCAGACGGAGACGUCGCAGUUAAAGUGGCGUGGCAAACUUGUCGUGUUCGAGAUGAUGAUGAAUAUCGCCGAAUCCCCUAGAUGGCUUCUCGCUCAUGGGAGAGAAGAAGAAGCGAUUGAGGUACUCAGCUGUUUGGAAUCGAAACCGGCCAAUGACCCCUUCAUCGUUACGCAGUGCCGCGAAAUCAAUUUCAGUGUCCGCUACGAGCGCGAAAAUGCCGUACGGUGGAGAGAUUUAUUACGAAAGAGAGCCAACACCACCAAGACCCUCCGAAGGCUUGUUCUCGGCGCUGGGAGUCAAUUUAUGCAACAAUUUGGAGGCAUUAAUAUCAUGUCCUAUUAUUUGCCAACAGUGCUAAUCAAAUCUGUUGGCCUCACCGAAGAGAUGGCCCGGUUACUAUCAGCUUGCAAUGCCGUCUCAUACCUAUUUUUUUCUGGCAUUGCCGUCUUGCUGAUCGAAAGAUUGGGUCGUCGGUGCCUAAUGAUGAUUUCGACAUUCGGCCAAUUCUUUUGUUUCCUCGUGAUUAGCAUUUUGCUGUGCUUUUCCGAGUCAAGCGCUGAAAGAGAGAAAUAUGCAUCGGCAUCGGUCGCCUUUUUCUUCCUCUAUUAUGGUGCCUUCGGCAUCGGAAUGCUGGGUAUCCCUUGGCUGUACCCGACGGAGAUCAAUUCUUUACCUAUGCGAACAAAGGGCGCGGCUGUUGCAACUGCGAUGGAUUGGAUUACCAAUUUUGUCAUUGUCGAGAUAACUCCGAUUGGUAUUCAGAGCCUACGCUGGAAAUUCUGGCUCGUUUGGACCGCAACGAAUGCCGCAUUCCUACCAAUUCUCUACUUUUUCUAUCCUGAGACUGCAAACCGAAGCCUUGAAGAUAUGGAUGCUUAUUACAGAUCCAACCCCUCGUUGGUCGUCACGAAGGACCCAGACGCUAUUUGUCGAAAACGUCCUCAGAAAUACAUCGACCACGAGGCUAGCGUUAUCGAGAAGACAGCUGCAGGUUUGAAUUACCCCUCAGAUGGGACGGUGAGCCAUGUUGAACAACUCGAAGCAGAAGCCGACAAGGAAUGA
Molecule: messenger RNA, 1476 nt
Organism: Penicillium waksmanii
Lineage: Eukaryota; Fungi; Ascomycota; Eurotiomycetes; Eurotiales; Aspergillaceae
Exons: 9
Coding region: 1-1476 (491 amino acids)
Biological process (GO): transmembrane transport; carbohydrate transport
Cellular component (GO): membrane
Molecular function (GO): carbohydrate:proton symporter activity
Source: RefSeq, a predicted model, not a curated record